GGAUCUCGUUCAGUCCAAUUUGAAUCAACUCGUCUCGAUUAACUUUACAAAAAUCUUCCCGAACACCACGAUGACGACGAGAAUUUUGGAAGUGCUAGUGUUGCUUAUGAGCGCCUGGACCCUCAUUUUGGGAGGAGUUUCGGAUAAGAUGGAAAGCGAUUUUUUCGACAACCCUGAGAUAACGGUACAGUUAUCCCACUACUUUGGUCCGGAUGAACCCAGCGAUGCUGGAUACACGCCUAGGGGAUCCGUUGUCAUUCGAAGUUUUAAGGGACCAAGAUUCACCACAAGUCAGAAAGACAUAGCAGACAGUGAUUUCCUCCAAAUCCAGAAACUUGCAGCAUCCAACGGCUACUAUUUCCUUAAAGCCUUGGUGAAAACUACUUCGGGUGACAAAAUCUUUCAAAGUUUUGCACACGCUCAAUCUUUGAUGCAGUCAGGUUUAUCAGACAUUUUAAGGAUACAUGUUAACCCAAGCGGGGAAAUUGUAGCGAUAAGUUAUGCUUUGGCAAAGAAUGGCUUUACGUCGGGGACCAUGAAACGUGUACCACAUCAGUUUAAUACAACAGUGUUUGUCCACCACGGAGAACUCGGACCGCAACCUGACACUGCUCCCUAUUUGGAGAAGCUGGAGCAUGAACGAAUGGCGAAGGAACGAGGGGAGGAUCCACGAGAUAAUAGAUCAUUUUUGGCCAAAUAUUGGAUGUACAUAGUUCCAAUCGCAAUCAUGGUCCUCUUAUCUGGUGCCUCAACACCUGAAGAAGGAGCAAGAUAAUUGAUAGUCUCAACCCAAUCAGCAAUUUGUUUUGUGUGGUCAAUUUUUUAAUGAUGAAUGCUUUACAAUAAGGAAACAACAGUGGAAUAUAAAUUUUAGUUCAUGCAACAGUACGCAGUAAUCAUUAUUACCGUUGUAGCUUCAUACUUGGUAUUCUUCCACAACCUUUCACUUUUCUUUGGUAUACAAUUAAUUGAUUCUUAUUUGAAAAGGUUGCUGUUUUAUAAACUUGCGUAAAUGAAGUCAUUGUGAUGUGUGAAAUGUUAUUUAUUAUUAAUAAAUGUUAUUGUAUGUCCAUCCA
This is a messenger RNA of Folsomia candida, 1076 nucleotides long. It is a transcript of the gene EMC10, whose product is annotated as ER membrane protein complex subunit 10. The record is from RefSeq and is a predicted model, not a curated record. Lineage: Eukaryota; Metazoa; Arthropoda; Collembola; Entomobryomorpha; Isotomidae. The transcript has 7 exons. Gene Ontology annotation, cellular component: EMC complex. The coding region runs from base 71 to 775 and encodes 234 amino acids.